This is a messenger RNA of Hemicordylus capensis (graceful crag lizard), 2289 nucleotides long. It is a transcript of the gene DMRTA1, whose product is annotated as DMRT like family A1. The transcript is spliced from 2 exons. NCBI's taxonomy places the organism in Eukaryota, Metazoa, Chordata, Lepidosauria, Squamata, Cordylidae. Gene Ontology annotation, cellular component: nucleus. Gene Ontology annotation, biological process: regulation of transcription by RNA polymerase II; sex differentiation. The record is from RefSeq and is a predicted model, not a curated record. The coding region runs from base 229 to 1644 and encodes 471 amino acids. Gene Ontology annotation, molecular function: protein binding; DNA-binding transcription factor activity, RNA polymerase II-specific; RNA polymerase II cis-regulatory region sequence-specific DNA binding.
AUACCAGAGUUUCAAAAGUUUGAGAAGCGGCAAGUAAAACUGCGUUGGGGAGUGAAUCCGCCGGCCCGGCGCCUUCCCCUCGCAAGUGGGCGUGGUAAUCUGGCAGCCACACCCAAUCAGGGUAGGUGGAACGAGCAUCUGAGGCUGGAGCCGCGGUUCCCUGGACACGCACAAGCGUCCCAAGAGCGUCGGGGUGGCAGCUUUUCCUCCGCUCCGCACCCUGGAGACAUGGACACGGGCAAUUCGCUGCUCUUGCAACCGCCCAGACUGGGUGCCACGUCGCCCCCAGCGCUCGCUUCGCCGGUCCUGCCCGUGCCCUCGAGGGUCCCUAUGCCGCCCUCCUUCCUCCGCCCGCCCAACCUCUUCAUGCGCGCGGCGGCGGCUGCUGCCGCGGCGGUGGCGGCCACCACCACAAGUAACAACAGCACCAGCUGCUACUCGCCAGCGGCGGCGGGUCUGGAGCGCGGAGUGUGCUACCCGCGCACGCCCAAGUGCGCGCGCUGCCGUAACCACGGCGUCGUGUCGGCGCUGAAAGGCCACAAGCGCUUCUGCCGGUGGCGGGACUGUGCGUGCGCCAAGUGCGCCCUGAUCGCUGAGCGGCAGCGCGUUAUGGCCGCCCAGGUGGCGCUCCGCAGGCAGCAGGCGCAGGAGGAGAGCGAAGCCAGCGGCAACCAGCAACACCACCAGCCCGCACCUGGUCGCCUGAACGGAGAGCCGACGUUGAGCCUGGUGGCGGGCGGCGCAAGCGCAGGAGCGAAGCCCUGCCCGGAGUUCCAGAGCGGGAGAAGAGAAGAGAAGAUUCAGAAGUAUGAUUUCCAUUGCAGUAAAAAAGACAGUGCCAAAGCCUAUUUACAAACACCCUCCCUGAGGUGCUCUCCUGAGGCUACUGGGGUUAAUGGAGGGCACAGAGAGAAGCCAUCUGGCAUACAGAUUUCAGGUAAAGAGAGACCCAUUCGUCCUUCUGGUCCUGAGGAGCCACUGGAAGGCACUGACAGUUCAGCAUCUCUGUCAUCUUCAGACAUGGAAUCAGGAAAUGAAAGUGAAUGUCUCAGGGAUUUUGUUGUCUCCAAUAGCAGCGUUCCUCCUUCUCCUCCUGCUUCAAGACGGAGGGACCCACUCGAUAUUCUUACCAAGAUUUUUCCCAGUCACAAACAGAAUAGAUUAGAGAGGAUUCUGCAGUUCUGCAGAGGCGAUGUAAUCCAAGCUAUAGAGCAGGUAUUGAAUGUGAAUGAACACAAACAAGAAUUCCAAACUCUUGCAAUCCCACCCUUACCAGAAUACAGUGCUUUCCAACGAUCAUCUGAUUUUAGUCUCAUAGGAGUAGAUAUCAGAGCACUUGGCAAUAAAUCAGCAUUUUCCCCUCUUCAGAGCAAUUCAGCUUCCUUUGGAAGUGAGGUAAAUCUUUAUGGUCUAAGCCCUAGAUUGGGAAUCAGACCUCUGAGAGUGGCUUACUCCCCUCCAGGAAGAGCCUUAUCUAGAUUUAUGUCACCCUGCUUAAGAUCUGGGCUAUUUCCUACUUUGCCUUUUCACCCAGCUAUGGACUGUUCCUUUUCAGGAGUGAUCAAGGAUGUGUCCUAUUUCCCCACUAAAGACAUGGUUGCUGGUAGCAAGAUUUAUGCUGGGCUAAAUGAUGAAAACAAAUAGCAUUUUGACAACGUCUUCAUUUUCUAGUGUAUUUAAGUGGGUUGACACUAAUAGUAUUAGAUUCCAAGUCUCAAAAAUAAAGUCCACUAAUAACAUGAAGCUUCUAAACAUUUUUUUUUUAAAAAAAAGGUUUUGAUGAGAUUCUUCAUUUUGAUGUAGGACAAUUUGAAAAGUAAUAUAAUUUUUUUUAAAAAAAUAAUAAUCAAAAUAUCCACAGUGAAGAGCUCAUUAAAAUUGGGACCGAUUUUGAAGAUAGCGUUUUUAUACAUGUGUUUAAUGUCAUGGGUGUUUUUUGAGGGGGGAAUGGCAGCAGUUGUAAAUAAAAAUCCAAGUUGAAAUGUUCAUUAUGUGGAAGAAAUCCAAUAAAUAAUAACUUUUGAGCUCCCUAUUUUCUGUUCCAAUAUAUUUGAUAUGUACAUUGUUUUUAAUGUGUACACUGAUAUUUGAAAAGAAGGGACAGCUUUUUAAAUAGGGAGACCUAAUGAAAAGUAUGUUUUAAAUAUAUGGCGCUGGAUCCAAAGCAGCAUAAGUGGAUGUUCUAACUAAAUAAGGAAAUUGAUACAUAAGCAUCUUUUUUGGAAGUUAGGCUGAGGGCCAUGGAUCCUGAAUCCCAGUCAAUAAAAGUUGAAAGAAUGUGUUGAAUGA